Messenger RNA from Diceros bicornis minor, 2601 nucleotides. RefSeq names its product paraneoplastic antigen Ma6F-like. The transcript is spliced from 5 exons. Bases 379 to 2601 code for a protein of 740 amino acids. The record is from RefSeq and is a predicted model, not a curated record. NCBI's taxonomy places the organism in Eukaryota, Metazoa, Chordata, Mammalia, Perissodactyla, Rhinocerotidae.
AGGUCUUCAGCCCCUUCUGAGUGGGACCGCGGAACUGUCCACCGAGUCGGCGAAAAUCAAAGAAGAAAUCACAAAGGAACUUAGAAAAGAUUUCAAAGUGCAUAAUAAAAAAGUACAACUUCCCCAAAGUAGUGGGAGGCAGCUCAAGAAGCGAUCGGAGGAAAACGUGCUGCUCUACAUGCUCACCUUAGGAAAGGAGAAGGAGGUGAAAUCAGUGCCCUGAUGGCCCAUUGAAGGAAGCUAGAAAGAGAAGAGCAGAGGGAACCCAAAGUGGCCCACUGAAGAGACGACAGCGCCCAGAGAGGAGGCCGAGGCCCACACUGCGACAGUCUGUGUACUCCCGUCCAGUCGCUUCUCCCCACCCGCAGGACCUCAGCAAUGGCAAUGGCAAUGGCACUGGCGAUCCUGCGGGACUGGUGCAAGUGGAGAGGCAUGAACGCACAGCGCUCCCUGCUCAUCCUGGGCAUCCCGGACGACUGCGAGGACCAGGAAUUCCAGGAGGCCGUGCAGGCUGCCCUGUGGCCCCUGGGCAGGUACCGAGUGCUGGGCCAGGUCUUCAGAAAGGAGCUGGGGACCAGCGUGGCCCUGGUGGAGUUUGCUGAGUAUUUAAAUCGAAGUUUGAUCCCCCAACAAAUACCGGGCAAGGGGGGACCCUGGGAUGUGGUCUUCCUGCCCCAGGCCCCUGAUUCUGAGUCACAAGAUAGACUCAAUGUCCCUGCACAGCCCCAGAGGCAAGCAGUGCCUGGCAGGGCAGGUGAGGAGGGAUGUGAAGGUGAGAUAGGAUGUGAAGGUGAGGAAGGAACCACAGAUGAGGCGAGAGCGCCAGGUGAGGAGGGUGCCCCAAGUGAGGCAGGAGCGCCAGGUGAUGCGGGAGCCCCAGGUGAGGUGGGAGCCCCAGGUGAGGCGGGAACCCCAGGUGAAUUGGGAGCCGCUGGUGAGGAGGGAGCUCCAGGUGAGGCAGGAGCCGCAGGUGAGGAAGAAGGUGCAGGUGAGGAGGGAGCUGCAGGUGAGGAGGGAGCCGAGGGGGAGGCAGGAGCCCUGGGGGAGGCAGGAGCUGAAGAUGAAGCAGGAGCGUCAGAUGAAGAGGGAGCAGCAGGUGACACAGGAGUUGCAGGUGUGGCAGGAUCUGUGACAGUGGCAGGAGCUGCAGGUGAGGCAGAGGCUCCAGGUGAGGAAGAGGCUGCAGGUGUGGCAAGAGCCAUGGAUGAGGCAGGAGGCUGGACCCAGCAAUGGCGGGAGACUUUGCAGCCUCUGCUCGACAGCAUGGCCUACCAGGAACUGAGACCUUUUUCUGGGUUGGAAGAGCCGUGCUGUGGAGAAGAGUCUUUUGAGAGCUGGCUGGACCAUACCAACGACAUGCUGUACCUGUGGCGCCACAUAUCGGAACGGGAGAGGAGGAGGAGGCUGGUGGAGAGCUUGGGUGGCCCGGCGCUGGAUCUCAUGUGCGGCCUCCUGGAUGAAAAUCCCGACAUCCCUGCACAGGACUGCCUGGCCGCGCUGGUGCAAGCGUUUGGUAACAAGGACGCCCGGAUGACCGCAAGGCUGAAGUUCCUGACUUGUGCUCAGAGGCCCCAGGAGACUCUCUUUGCCUACGUGAUGCGCCUGGAGGGCCUGCUGCAGGCGGCCAUGGAGAAGGGGGCCAUCCAGGCCGCCAUCGCAGACCAGCUGCGCGCCAGGCAGGUGCUGAUGCGGGCCCGCCCCAACGAGACGCUCCAGAACCAGCUGAGGAGGAUGCGUCUGGAGAGGAGACCGCCUGGCUUCCUGAGGAUGCUGCAGCUCAUUCGGGAGACCGAGGCAUGGGAGGCCACCCCAGGUACAAGUGAGCAGUUCCAAGUGGAAGAAGGGGCCCAUGUGGACAUUGGAGACCUAGUCGCCUCUCAGGCUGCCUCGGCCCAUGAAUAUGGUGCUGAGGUCUCCUCAGCCUGUGAAGAUGCUGCCUGGGCUGCCCCGGCCCACGAAGGUGCUGCCCGGGCAGCCCCACCCAGUGAAGGUGCUGCCUGGGCCGCCAGCGAAGACACUGGCCAGGCUGCCCCGGCCCGCGAAGGUGCUGGCUGGGCUUCCAGUUCACGCAAAGGUGCUGCCCGGGCUGCCCCGGUCAGUGAAGAUGCUGCCCGGGCUGCCCCAGCCAAGGAGGUCAUCACCGAGUGCACCCCUGCCACUGCAGAAGAAGCCAAGGCUUCCUCAGGUAACAAAGAUACCGCCGAGGCUGCCCUUUCCAAGGAAGACACCGCCGAGGCCGUCCCAGACAAUGAAGAGGCCGAUGAGGCAGUUCCUGGCACAGUCGACCCUGGAGAGGCUGCUUCUGACACCCGUGAUGCUGCCUGGGCAGCCCCUGCCCCUGAGGAGACCACCAAGGCCUCCCCUGCCAUUCAGGAAGAUGAAAAUGCUCCCGCUCCUGUGGGCCUAGGUCAGGCGGCCCAGAUGGGCAGUCCUUCUGGGGUGGGCCCAGGAGGUCCUGGCAGUGAGCCAGAGGGCAUUGCCCUGGCAGGAGACCAGGACGCCGAGGAGCCCCCUGAGGAGAGGCUCAAGCCCAUCCAGGAGGAGUCAGGGAACAACGACGGGGCUGGGGAGAUGAGCCCCCCAAAGUCCUCCUUGGGCUAA